AUUAACUCUACGAAUAACUGGCAGCAUUAUUUGUCGGCACUCGGCAAAGGUUUCGCUCUCGUCCUAUUCUGGCAACUGUUGAUCUUCGCCAUUUCCUCUUCAAGCGUGCGCCGUCCCGAGACAGCGCGUGGUAGUGUCCAGUGCUGUCGACUUAUUGUUUGAUCUGUAAGAUACGUGAAACCCAGGCUUGGUAAUACAGCUAGUUGGUAUUUUUGAAGAAGACGCAAAAUGCCGCAGAACGAACACAUUGAGCUUCAUCGAAAACGUCAUGGUAGACGUUUUAAUUAUGAAGAAAAGAAAAGGAAAAAAGAAGGGAGAGAACCUCAUGAAAGAUCUAAAAAGGCACAAAAGCUGCAUGGCUUGAAGGCCAAACUGUACCAGAAACAGAGAUAUUCAGAAAAGGUACAGAUGAAAAAGACCAUAAAGGCUCAUGAAGAGAAAUUAAGCAAAAGAAAGGAUAAGGAAGCAGUACCAGAGGGGGCUGUGCCAUCGUACUUGCUGGAUCGUGAGGGCCAAACUCGUGCUAAAGUUCUUUCAAAUAUGAUAAAGCAGAAAAGGAAAGAAAAGGCUGGUAAAUGGGAUGUACCUCUCCCAGCUGUAAGAGCUCAAGCAGAGGAAGAGGUAUUUAAAGUGAUCAAGACAGGUAAAAGAAAAAAGAAGGCAUGGAAGCGACUUGUAAAGAAAGUGACAUUUGUUGGUGAGAACUUCACAAGAAAGCCACCCAAAUUUGAAAGGUUUAUUCGUCCUAUGGCGUUGAGAUUCAAGAAAGCUCACGUUACUCAUCCUGAAUUAAAAGCCACAUUUCAUUUGCCUAUUCUUGGUGUUAAGAAGAAUCCCAGUUCAACAAUGUACACAACUUUGGGUGUUAUAACUAAGGGUACAGUAAUAGAGGUAAACAUUAGUGAACUUGGACUGGUAACUCAGAGUGGUAAAGUGGUCUGGGGUAAAUUUGCGCAAGUUACAAAUAAUCCAGAAAACGAUGGCUGUAUUAAUGCAGUGUUGUUGGUAUAAUUCAUUAGAGGACCUAGGAAUAAGAAACCAUUUAUAUGUUCAAACUUCUGAGUUGGCCUACCCUCACUCUUGCCUUUUUCUGUUUUCCAUUUCAGAAUAGCCAAGAUGCAGAUCUUCGUUAAAACUCUCACUGGCAAGACCAUCACCCUUGAGGUCGAGCCAUCUGAUACCAUUGAAAAUGUCAAAGCCAAAAUUCAGGACAAGGAGGGUAUUCCUCCAGAUCAACAGCGAUUGAUUUUUGCUGGAAAACAGCUUGAAGACGGUCGCACACUUUCUGAUUAUAACAUUCAAAAGGAAUCUACACUUCAUUUGGUACUGCGACUUCGUGGUGGUGCCAAGAAACGCAAGAAGAAGAAUUACACCACCCCAAAGAAGAUUAAGCAUAAGCAUAAGAAAGUUAAACUGGCUGUGCUGAAAUAUUACAAGGUUGAUGAUAAUGGGAAGAUUACCCGCCAGCGACGAGAGUGUCCAAGUGAGGAAUGUGGUGCUGGUGUAUUCAUGGCAAAUAUGUUUGAUCGCCAGUACUGUGGAUGUUGUCAUCUUACCUUUGUUUUCAAUAAGCCAGAAUAAAGUAUUAUUCUAGGUACUUGCA
This is a messenger RNA of Macrobrachium nipponense, 1603 nucleotides long. RefSeq names its product ribosome biogenesis protein NSA2 homolog (gene Ip259). The transcript is spliced from 6 exons. Lineage: Eukaryota; Metazoa; Arthropoda; Malacostraca; Decapoda; Palaemonidae. Gene Ontology annotation, molecular function: structural constituent of ribosome; protein binding. Gene Ontology annotation, biological process: maturation of LSU-rRNA; maturation of 5.8S rRNA; translation. The record is from RefSeq and is a predicted model, not a curated record. Gene Ontology annotation, cellular component: preribosome, large subunit precursor; nucleolus; ribosome.